Molecule: messenger RNA, 888 nt
Organism: Venustampulla echinocandica
Lineage: Eukaryota; Fungi; Ascomycota; Leotiomycetes; Helotiales; Pleuroascaceae
Exons: 3
Coding region: 1-888 (295 amino acids)
Biological process (GO): regulation of mRNA 3'-end processing; transcription elongation by RNA polymerase I; transcription elongation by RNA polymerase II
Cellular component (GO): nucleus
Molecular function (GO): zinc ion binding; RNA polymerase II transcription regulatory region sequence-specific DNA binding
Source: RefSeq, a predicted model, not a curated record
AUGGACCAGCGAGAGCUAGACAGCCAGCUAAAGACCUUACUCAAGGCAGUGGCUGAGAAGGAUGCAGCAAGCAAUGUUAUCUCUAUCCUAGAGAGACUGAAGAAGGAUGUGGUUCCUACGGAGGAGCUCCUCAGAGCUACUAAAGCUGGCAUGAUCGUAUCAAAGCAGAAAGGCCACGCAAACAAAGAUAUCGCAAGACUCGCUGCCGAAAUUGUCGCAAAGUGGAAGAAGAUCGUUCAGGCCGAGCAGUCUUUGUCUAAAAAGAAGAUAUCUGUCUCCUCCCCGCCAAAGGCUGGAUCUGCAUCAUCGCCGACGCCUGCAAAUGAAGCCAAAGGAUUCAUCGGCGACGCGGCGAAGCGACGUUGGGAGACCGAGAAGGUGGAUGUUAAACGCACCGGUAUCCCGUCUCGCGAUGCGUGCUUAGGUCUUAUGUAUAACGGCCUGGCGUAUAUGUCUGUUGACUCCUCCAGCCAUAUCAUUGUCAAAGCAAUCGAGGUUGAGCAGGCGGCAUUCGACGCCUUCAAAGGCGACAAUGCAGAAUACCGCGCCAAGCUUCGCUCCCUCUUCCAGAACUUAAAAAAUGCCGGCAAUCGCGAUCUAGGGCCUCGAGUCAUGUCUGGAGAGAUCACUGCCUCAAGAUUCGUUGUUAUGAGCCAUGAUGAAUUGAAGUCCGCUGAGCGGCGCAAGGAAGACGAGAAGCUCCACCUGGAGAACAUGAAGAAGGCGCAGACUCCGCAGAUCGAGAAGAGUGUUAGCGAUGCGCUGCAAUGUAGCAGGUGCAAGAUGAAGAAAGUCAGCUACAGCCAGGCUCAGACUCGAAGUGCUGAUGAACCGAUGACCACGUUUUGCGAGUGUACGAACUGCGGCCAUCGCUGGAAGUUCUCCUGA